This is a messenger RNA of Schistocerca serialis cubense, 4577 nucleotides long. It is a transcript of the gene jef, whose product is annotated as major facilitator superfamily domain-containing protein 6. Lineage: Eukaryota; Metazoa; Arthropoda; Insecta; Orthoptera; Acrididae. The transcript is spliced from 13 exons. Gene Ontology annotation, cellular component: membrane. The record is from RefSeq and is a predicted model, not a curated record. Bases 1 to 2337 code for a protein of 778 amino acids.
AUGGCCGGCAGCGAGCGCUUCGACGGCCCCGGCGUCGGCGUGGGCGGCGGUGUGGCGGCGCCGCCCCCCGGCGUGGCGGGCGCGCCGGUGCGGCCGCUCGUCGACCCGGAGGCGCUGGGGCCCGUCGACCCCGAGAAGUACCCGCAGCCCAAGGACGCGACGCACAAGAUCCGCGGCCGCUCCGACAUCAUCGAGGUGCUGUGCGGCUCGGUCGACCAGGAGCUGCUCACCGUCAAGACCUUCUACUUCUUCUUCUACUCGGCGUUCGGCUCGCUCUUCCCGCUGAUGGGCGUCUACUUCAAGCAGAUGGGCAUGAACCCCACGCAGUGCGGCCUGCUGAUCGGCUCGCGGCCCUUCGUCGAGUUCCUGUCGGCGCCGUUCUGGGGCAGCCUGGCCGACAGGUGGCAGAAGGGCAAGAUGCUGCUGCUGGCGUCGCUGUCGGCGUGGAUCGUGUUCACGCUGCCGCUGGGCUUCAUCCAGCCGGCGCCCACCUCCUGCCUGGUGCAGCACAACGACACCAUCUACGAGCUGCGCGUCCCCUCCGUGCGGCCAGUCCUCAAGAGGGAGGCCCCGCCGGAGCUCUACGCCCAGGUGGAGAGGGCGCUGCUGGAGGCGGAGCCGCGGACUCGGCACGUGCGCUCCCCGACGCCGCUGCGGCACGUGUAUCCCGGGCAGUCGCCGCUCGAGGUGAAGUACGCCAACAACUACGACGAGGCGCACCACUCCAGCUGGGUGUCGCCGCUCUUCAGCUCCAUUGUCUACCGCACGCAGGACAUAGAGAAGGCGUUCUUCCUGCUGCUGUUGCUGGUGCUGAUCGGGGAGUUCUUCAGCGCGCCGGCCAUCACGCUGGCCGACUCCGCGGUGAUCACGCUGCUGGGCGAGGACGCCGACCGCUACGGCUACCAGCGCAUGUUCGGCUCGCUGGGCUGGGGGCUCGCCAUGUUCUUCGUGGGCAUCGCUCUCGACCACUCGACCGCCUUCCCGGACCACCCGUGCGGUCCGGACGCGCACGAGAAGAACUACACCAUCUGCUUCGCCACGUUCUCCGUGCUGAUGGGCUGCGCCUUGAUCACCGCUACGCAGAUCAACUUUCGGUACGACUUCCCGCCGGAGCCGGAGGUGGAGCCGGUGGUGACGGAGAAGGUGGUGCUGCCGUCGCACGACGACGCGAUGCUGGCGCAGCAGCUGAACCUGCCGCAGCUGGCGCAGCCAACGCCGCAGCCCAUCAACAUGCCGCCCCAGGAGAACAAGGCGCCGCUCGUCGGCAAGACAAAAAUGUUCGCCCAGACGACGCGCGAGAUCCCAGAGUGGGUGACAGUGUUCAAGCAGUUUGGAAACCUCAAGUGCGGAUCGUUCCUCUUCGUAUCAUGGUUUAUGGGGUUUGGAAUCGGACUUAUUUUCACCUUCCUUUUUUGGCAUCUUCAGGAUUAUGGUGGAACUCCAACAUUGUUCGGUGUUGCAUCAGUUAUAAACCAUAUAUCCGAGAUCUUCGCCUACUUCUUCAGUUUUCGACUGAUAAAGCAAAUUGGACACGUUAAGGUACUGUGCCUGGGCCUAGUUGGAAAUAUUCUGCGCUUUCUUUACAUUUCUUGGCUGACAACUCCCUGGUGGGUUUUACCGUUUGAAUUCAUGCAGGGCAUCACGCACGCUGCGGUGUGGGCGGCGUGCUGCUCGUACAUCGCGCACAACACGCCGCAGGAGCUGCGCAGCUCCGCCCAGGGCGUGCUGCAGGGCAUCCACCACGGGCUGGGCCGCGGCUGCGGCGCCGUCAUCGGCGGCAUCUUCGUCAACUACUUCGGUACUCGUGCAACUUUCCGUGGUUAUGGAAUUAUUUGCAUCUUCGUGCUUGCUGCGUUCGUCUUUAUUAACUUCUAUCGCAAGGACUCUGGAUUUGUUUCUGAUCUGCCACCUACGGAAGAUCCACAUCAGGUGGCUGAAGAAACAGCACACUUGGCUCCUCAUGGGGUGCCCAGCAAUCCUAUUCCUCGUGCACUGUCCAGCACGCGACUGCAUGAGCUAGGUAAUUCCGACCAGGCUGGCUAUGGGGCAACAUAUCAAACAUCUGGUGGCAAUCUUGAUGUGCCUGGGCAGCCAUCUAUUGGAGGUGGAUCAACAAACCCAUUUUUGCAGAAUGGUGGGGGUGGAUACAGCUAUAGAAGUCAUAUUUUAAAUGACGGGCAGAACUCUGUUGAUGAAGAAGAAAUCAUUCGUAGAAAUUUUCAGCUGUACAGGGAAGUUCUGGCUCAGUACGAUGUACCAAAAGCCGCUCCCGUACUCACCAGACUCCACACACCGCAGCCUGGUCCGCAUCCAGAAAAUGAGACAUAUGAUUGGUGAUAAAAGUUCUGAUAAAACACCAUUUCAUCUGCUUGUCAAAUGCAUUUUAAGAGCUGCAAGAACUGAAGGUCAUUAUUUUAAUUUUGACAUAGGUAAGAAAUAAUACCUUCUCAGUUUAUAAAGAAUUCUACAAUGGUUUGUGUGUGAGUAACAGGUAUGCUAGCAAUCCAUUAUGUGAGAUCAUAAAAUUACUGCAUUGCAGUUGGGUGAAAACAUCUUCCAAUAUUUCAACAAAAACUUAAUGUUGAUGGUUUAUUGUACUGUUUCCUCAUUGAUGGCUCCGUCAUAACCAGCAUUAUUCUACUUGUGUUAAGGGAAGCAUCCCGUAUCAGUGAAAGCCAUUUUUUAAGAAAACAAGAAAAAUGAAGCAAAAUUAAUAAGAACAAAAAGUGUUUUAUGUUAGUAACAAAAAUUGUUGUAUAUGUAAAGAAAGUUUAUUAUACUAUAUUAGAAUAAGUUAAUAAAAUCCUACAAGGAAUAAAGUGGACGUAAGCAGCUGAAUACUAUUACUGAAUUUACUUUUGUAAAAAGUAAUUCAUGUACUAUUAAUAAGAAUGUUUGAAACAUUGUUUUUAAGCUCAGAUGCCAAAUAUUGGAGAAUGCUUCUGAAGAACACCAGUUUAAUAUAAAUAAAUACAAAGUGCAUAUUAUUAUUUACUUUAACUGAUGAAUUUCUAAAAAUUGUUGAAUGAUGUUUUAUAAUUACCAACUAACACAAUAUUUUUAUGCUAAUGAACUCUGUUAAGGACAUGAACUUCUUAAAUCGAAUGAUUCAGUAAGUCAGAAUUUGGAUUUGAUACAUAAUUCACAGUAUUUGUAACAGAAAUUUUUUUUGUUAAUCCAGUCACAAAUUUUCAUGACAAGUAUGCCUAUUUCAAUUAAGUAAAAUUAUAGUUGUAGUUUAUGCGAUACAUGUUAUAUUACUGUACAUAGUUACAGGUCUUAUGGUUUUAUAAUGUACCAUACCAUAGGUAUACAGACAUUAAAAUAUUAAAAUUUUGCCACACCAAAGUGAGGUAUGUACCAAAUCACACAAAUCAGUUUUUGAUACAUGGUUUGCAAAAUUCUAUGAUGGCUGUUCUCUUGAUCUAUUUAAAUCACAGUGAAUUGGCACACAGACUAAUGUAACUAAAAUAUAACAAUGUAUUAUAUGAAUUAAUGUAAGUAGUACUGAUGUAGGGAUCAACUGGUAGAAGAAAAAAUAACUAAUGGAUAAAUGGAUAAGUGUCAUCACUGGUAAAGAACUGUAGUCAAGCAUUUGGAGCAGUGUUAAAUGUGAGGAGCUUUUGCUGUUCAAGUGACAAUCUUUUGUCAGGUAGGCACAACUAUGUUCUGUAAUUAUAAAUGUUAAACAAAACUGUAGCUGGACCACUGUGCCCAAUGAAAAAUAUAUUUCAUGUGGAACACUGAUGUUAAUUGUACUGGUACUGAAUAGUAGAAAGAUCCUCUGGGAAUGUAUGGGUAUGUACAUAUAGUUAUGUGUUUAGAAAAAAGUUACUGUAUGUGGGAUGCUGUUAAUAUAAUUAUUUUAUCCAAUACAUGUACAAAUUUAUUGCUCUAUCUGUGUUAUUUGACCAACUCAAUCACUUAUAUGUACAGUUAGGAAGUAGAAGGUGAUUAUUACAUGUUCAUCUACACCUCUUGUAUUUUGAGAUGAAAGCCUAAAUUGUCCUAAGUUGUCCACGUACACUACAUAAUUUUAAUUUUAAGAGAGAAGUUGGAGAAUUGUUACUGGAGUGUGAUUGUUUGCAGGGCCUUCUUCUUGAUAAAAAACUGAAACAUAUUUUUAGAGGAAAAUAUGUUUUUCUCCAAAAUCUUUUGUCUAGUUUAGUAAACCUUCUGCAUUCAAAUAAGAUAAUUUUUAUUCUUAAUCAACAGCUAAAAGAUGAAAUCUGUGAUCAAAUUGCAUCAAUGUUGCUACCUGAUCUCCAUACAAAGACGUCAAGGAACUACAACUUGUUUAGGAAAAGAAAUUUUGGGUGGAAGUAAGGUACACGCAAUAGUGACACAAAAUCUUUAGCUAUUUCGGGUUGCUGUUCCAUGGUCAUUGAACUUUAGUCAAGGUAUAUUUUUUUCAGUAUUUUUGAAAAAUAUAACAAAAGUUCUUAAACUGACUCCAUAGGUUUUCAGCUAUAUUAAAUAAAAUGCAGGGAUGUAGUUUGGAUGUUCAUUUAAUUUCUGUGUGUCGUGUUGGAUUUAUGUUUAAUACAAACUGAGAAAAAAAUUAAAAUUAACACAAA